AUGUAAAGAAAAAAUUUGACAAAAAACAAAAAAGCAGUGUAAUGUAACAAGUUUAUUUUAGGUAAUUACUGACAUCAAGCUACACAACUUUGUAUUUCACAAGUCCUUUGUUGCUUCAAUAUUCUUAAUCUAUACUUGAUUCAGAGUCAGAUUCUGGUAGAGUUUAAAAAAAUUAUCUUAUUAAAGUUUCAUUGCCUGAGAUUCAGGCAGAAAGGAGAGAAAUAUCAACAUUGGUACAAAACACUAAAUAUGUUUAGAACUACUAAUGAACUUUAUGAAACAAUUUCACUACUUUACAUGCUUUGCCCAUACCCACUCUAAAUAAAUUAAUUUUGUGUGAACCAAAAGUACAUGGAUCGACAUUUUUGAAUUUGGCGAAAAAAAGUCAUAAUAUUGCCAGAAUAGAGCAGUAAUAACAUGAGAGUAAAGUUGUGAUGUUACCAGAAAGAAAAGCUUCUAUAAUGAGAAGAAAGUUUCAAUAGUUAUCAAGAUCUGACGUGAUGUAAUCAGCUCAAACAAACUGCAGAUACAGCCUGAGCCCAGCAUUUUAAUGCAGGGGAGUGACUGUUCUCUCUCUUAAAUCAGAGAUUUAUUUUAGUGCAACGACAUUUCAAUGAAAAAAUAGUUAUACUAACAUCCUGCUUUGUAGACCAGGGCAGGAUACACGGCAGCUUUGCACAUGUGUGAUUCGUUUGAAAUGUGGACACGCAGUGGAGUGAUUCUCCUCCUUGCGCCUUCGGAAGGCGGGCUGCAGGCAACAAAUUUGAACAAAGGAAAGAGGAAAAACACAUGGGCCAAAAUAUAUCAAAACAUUAUGGUUAACUAAGGCACACUACCUUUAGCAGAUAAGAAUGAAAGAUAUCCCAUCCCUACUGCAUUACAUGCAGUUCAGGAAGCCUUAUUUCUUCCCAUACUGUCUCCAUGUUUUGCCCUGACUGAUCAUUUUCUUCCAACAACCUCAGACGUCAAAUUCAUUAGAAGGGGCCAACUCUCUCCUUGGACUCCACCUGGACCGAGUGCAUGCAGUGGGAGCCAAAAGGACUAUGUUAAAGAAGAGGCCCCUGAAGAACAGAAUCCUGAUGUGGAACAGCAAGAGCAAAGUGAAGGAAUCUGGGCCAGCCAGGAAGUAGAUCAACUGAUUUUGAAGGACGAGACUGAAGUAACCAGGUUUCCAUUAACUGUUGUUCAUAUGAAGAGUGAAGAGGAUGAAGAGAAACCCCUAUUCUCUCACUUUCAUCAACAGCAAACAGAAGUCAGAGAUUUUCCAACCAGUACUUCAGGUGACCUUACAAAAGGGAAAAUUGCAGAGGAUGAUUCUGGAACAACAGAAUCUACCAGGAACCCAGAUCUGAAUAUUGAUAGAGGUACCUCCAACUGUUCAGAGACGGAAGACAGUGAAGCUGAUGGAGAAGAUGAUGAUGUGCACCAUCAUAAAUCUCAGUUUAAAGAGUUGUCAAACUCUGAAGCUGAAGAGUGUGAGGAGGACUGGAAGGAGAGUAGAGUUCCUGAGGCAGGUGCAAACACUGUAAAAUCUUCUAGCUGCUCUAAGUAUGGGGAAACACUUGCCAGCACAUUCUCUCUACAGCGUCACGUGACACCUCAUCCAAGAUUAAUGACUUCAGUUAGUUGUGGUGCAUGUGGUAAGAUAUGUUCCUCAAAAUCAGAUUUAACCAGACACGUGAGAAUCCACACAGGAGAGAAACCAUUUGGAUGUGAUGCUUGUGGAAAAAGAUUUUCCCUCAAGUCACAUUUAAAAAGACACACAAGAAUUCACACAGGAGAGAAACCUUUCAGUUGUGAUGCUUGUGAUAAAAGAUGUCGCUCAAAGUCAAACUUAAAUGCACAUAUGACAAGCCACACCAGAGACAAACAUUUUGGUUGUGAUGCUUGUGGUAAAAGAUUUGCCUCUAAGUCACGUUUAAACUUGCAUAUGAGAAUCCACACAGGAGAGAAACCUUUUGGUUGUGAUGUUUGUGGAAAAGGAUGUACCUCGAAGUCAAACUUAAACACGCAUAUGAGAUUCCACAAAGGAGAGAAACCCUUUGGUUGUGAUGGUUGUGGUAAAACGUUUUCCCUUAAGUCUCAUUUAAAAAUACACAUGAGAAUCCACACAGGAGAGAAACCCUUUGGUUGUGAUAUUUGUGGAAAGAGAUGCAUCUCAAAGUCAAACUUAAAUGCGCAUAUGAGAUUCCACAAAGGAGAGAAACCCUUUGGUUGUGAUGUUUGUAAUAAAAGAUUUUUUGUCAAGUCUCAUUUAAAAAUACACAUGAGAAAUCACACUGGAGAUAAACCCUUCGGUUGUGAUGCGUGUGGAAAAAGAUGUACCUCAAAGUCAAACUUAAACACUCAUAUGAAAUUCCACAAAGGAGAGAAACCCUUUGGUUGUGAUGCUUGUGAUAAAAGAUUUUCCCUUAAGUCACAUUUAACAGUACACACGAGAAGCCACACGGGAGAGAAACCUUUUGGUUGUGCUACUUGUGAAAAAAGAUGUACCUCAAAGUCAAAUCUAAAUGCGCACAUGAGAAUCCAUACAGGUGAGAAACCUUUUAGUUGUGAUUCUUGUGGAAAAACAUUUGCCUUCAAAUCAAAUUUCCAUACACACAUGAGAAUCCACACAACAGAAAAACUUUUUAGUUGAGGAGCUUGUGGUAAGCAAUUUGACAAAUGUUAUAUCCAACACAUGACGACGAACACAGGAGCAAAGCUCUUUAGUUGUGUUGCUUGUGGUAAAUGUUUUAUUCAUUUAUUUAUUUAUUGUUAAGCUCACUUUAGACAUAAGAAUCCAUGCAGGAGAGAAACCUUUUGGAUAUAAUAUUAAGUGGUACACAAACUACCUUUGAGUCAAAUCUAACCCAACACAAACAAAUUCACAGGCUGGUUAUGAUUGUGGAAAAUAUUUAAGCAAUGUAAGACCCUUUUAGAUCAUACGUCUGCAUCAUGAAUAACCGAUCUUUCAUCUGGGCCGCCUUAAUGCAUGGGCUUACCUGGGGCCUACAGCUUUAGGGGCUUAGCAAUUGUUUAGUAACUUGUCAGAGUCUCUCAGUCACUUUAGAUGCAGGUCUGUGGCUGCUAGUUUUCUCAAAAUAAAAGUGACUCAUGUGAGCUCUCUAAUUUAUGAUCCAUGGAAUGACCAAUAAGCAUGUGAUGAGAUAAUUUUGGGUUGUGUAUGAGUUGGAUAGAUUAAGAAAAAAAAUUCAAAUGUUGAUUAUGUGAUGAGUGGAAGAAAUUGUACUCAAUACAUCUGCUGUAGAAUCAAUCUCUCUGGCUGUGUGACUGCUGUCUUCUGACUGCAGGGGAACAGAUUACUUCAAGGGAACUGAAUUUCACACAACAAAAAUUAUGUCAAAAUAGAGAUGUUAAUCUGAAAAUUGACUGAUCAGACAUGCAGCAAGACAGAGUCAGGACCCUCUGAUUGAUGUCAUUUCAGCAUGUAGCGUUCAUAGUUUGGAUUUAAAGUAGGCCUAUAUAGUCAUGGCUUUUUCUGCAAAAAAAAGGCUAGGCUAAGAUAGUGCAAUAUUUGUUUUAUUUCCAGCACUCUGUUCGGGUUUUUUAUAGAUUUAGUUGUGCAAUGAUUUAAGAGGAAUAUGCAUUUGCUUACUCCUUUAUGUAGAAUAUACUGCAAAUCUUGUAAAAAAAAAUAUUGAUCAGUGUCUUCUUGUGACAUCUGACAUUUAGGCCAUUGCAUUGUCCAUAACUGUGGUGUUUGGAUGAAAAGCUUCUUCAUUUAACGUUUAACUUCUUCAUUUGUUUUUUUCUUUGUUGUUUCUGUUUUAAUGGUUGGCUUAAUAAAUCAUUUAAAUAAAUGACACUGAUAGUUUGCUGCCAUCAUCACAAACUGUGAUUAUGUUCUUCAUGUGAGGGUUAGUUGUUUUGGGUAGACAGACUCUUGUUUUUCUAUCUGCCUUAAAGUCUCGCAGCCAAAAUUGUGGUCAUUCUGCCAGGGUCCAGCUUCCAGCUUUCUCCAAGAUUGUUCCCAUCCUGCCAAUAAGUUCAGAAACAGCAGCUGGCCUUCAGUUCUGCUUACACAGCAUUUCAGUCUGAGUGCUGGUAGCUGCCAUAUCCCUCACAUAGUGCUGGCAGCCUUAGCAUGGGCCAAAACAGCUGCCGACAUUUUCACAAUUUCUCGAUACUCCAGGUAACCACCAGCUCCAAAAAACAGAAAUCCUGCCACCAUGAAUCCAAUUUUGAACACAUUUUUAACAUCCUCGACUGACAAAAUGGACAGACACAUAAUACUCCUCCGACCGUGUCCAGCUGCACUUGCCCAUCGGGCACAGGGGCUCUCCUUCGCCCUGUCAUUGAGAAAAUUUGAUCAGUUACGUUGAGAGUCCAGCUGACCAGAUCCCUAAUAUAUAUGGUUAGAAAGAUAUGUAAAAAGAGGCUCCAAAAAAGAUUGAUAGAAGCAAGCAGGGAAGUGGGAGAGAGAGAAUAAAAGAGAAGAGCUACUGAAGACACCUGGUGCCACACUGUAUUCAGCUAAUUAACUAAAAACACCUGCAAAGGCCUUGAAAUUGUCUCUCAGUCUAGUUCUGUAGGCUACGCAAUCAUGGGUAAGACUGCUGACUUGACAUUUGUACAGAAGACAACCACUGACACCUUGCACAAGGAGGGCAAGACCUAAAAGGUCAUUUCUAAUAGUCUGGCUGUUUAGUAGACAAACGGAAAAUAUGAUCUGUCCCUCUGCUACACAGUCACUUAUCUGUUUAAGAGGACUCCGAUUGAGAAGGUCUCCACCUUCAUUAAUCCCACCCUCAUUCACACUUGAAAUAUGAAAUAUGUCUCUUGAAAUGUAAACGUACUACUCUCCUCUUUGCCAUGCUGGUUGAGUGAAAUCAGAAAACAGACCAUGGAAAUAUUUUCACUGGCUUUCUAAUAAACUUUGGUCACCUAAAACUGUUCAGUCGUGAUAUGCAGUAUGGCCUACUGGGGGAGCCAAAGGCCAGAGAGGCAUACACCAAGGCCCUUGAAAACAAAGUAAGAGAAACAUGACUUUGGGAGUGCGGAGAGUUUUCUUAUCUGGGUGCCAGUCCCGAUGGCUUUGCUACAGAUUCUAAUGGUAACACUGUAGGAGUUGAAAUUAAAAAUCCCAAGGUACAAGUCAGUUAGCGAACUUCGGCAGCAGCACAAAGAUAACACAAUCCCCAAGGAAAUACUUAAUAAACACUGCUUUCAGAUUACAUAUGGUGAGUUAAAGCUAUAUAAAAACCACAUGUACUAUUACUAAGUACAGUUAUUAUUAAUGGUAACUGAUUUGGAUCUUUGGGACUCUGUUACACUCCUCUGAAGGCCCCCCUGUUGAAAUAAUCACAAGAAAUUAUCAACUGUUGAACAGGUUGAGACAUAGUUUAUCAGCAUUUUGACACACAGUUAUGUCACCAGAGGUCUUUGAAAUGUGUGUACCAAGGCACAUGCUUCCAUUUGUGUUGUAAAUCCCUAUAUGAACUAGCUAUAAAUGUAGCAAACUCUAUUGAGACACUGGUGGUAUUUUUUUCUGCAGAGCAAAUGCCUAUUUAAGAAAAUGCAUAUUGCUGAUAUUUCUACUGUUUCAGUGUAAAAGUAUGAAAUAAGAUUGUUCACAAUAAAGUCCCUUUGACAAUCA
Molecule: messenger RNA, 5599 nt
Organism: Fundulus heteroclitus (mummichog)
Lineage: Eukaryota; Metazoa; Chordata; Actinopteri; Cyprinodontiformes; Fundulidae
Product: zinc finger protein OZF
Exons: 2
Coding region: 1190-2638 (482 amino acids)
Source: RefSeq, a predicted model, not a curated record